Molecule: messenger RNA, 1365 nt
Organism: Myotis davidii
Lineage: Eukaryota; Metazoa; Chordata; Mammalia; Chiroptera; Vespertilionidae
Product: repressor of RNA polymerase III transcription MAF1 homolog
Biological process (GO): negative regulation of transcription by RNA polymerase III
Cellular component (GO): nucleus
Molecular function (GO): RNA polymerase III core binding
Source: RefSeq, a predicted model, not a curated record
CUAACCGACCUGACCCGGCAUGGCUCUGCCCGGCCAGAGAGAGCGUCGAGCAGCAAGCAAGGCAGCACGAGCCCCUCGGAGCACAGGACGCCCUCCCCAAGGACAUGAAGCUGUUGGAGAACUCGAGCUUCGAGGCCAUCAACUCACAGCUGACCGUGGAGACUGGAGAUGCCCACAUCAUUGGCAGGAUCGAGAGCUACUCCUGUAAGAUGGCGGGAGAUGACAAGCACAUGUUCAAGCAGUUCUGCCAGCAAGGCCAGCCACACGUGCUGGAGGCCCUGUCUCCACCCCAGACCUCGGGCCUCAGCCCCAGCAGACGGAGCAAGAGCCAGGGUGGCGAGGAUGAGGGCCCCCUCAGCGACACGUGCAGCCGCAAGACGAUCUUCUACCUGAUCGCCACACUCAACAAGUCCUUCCGCCCCAGAGACUUCAGCAUGGCCCGAAGCCACGAGUUCAGCCGGGAGCCCAGUCUCAGCUGGGUGGUGAAUGCGGUCAACUGCAGUCUGUUCUCAGCUGUGCGGGAGCACGUCAAGGCCCUAAAGCCACAGCUGUGGAAUGCAGUGGACAAGGACAUCUGCCUGGCCGAGUGUGACAUCUACAGCUACAACCUGGACUUGGACUUGGACCCCUUUGGGGAAGAUGGCAGCCUCUGGUCCUUUAACUACUUCUACAACAAGCAGCUUAAGCGGAUUGUUUUCUUCAGCUGUCGCUCCAUCAGUGGAUCCAGGUACACACCCUCGGAGGCAGGCAAUGAAUUGGACAUGGAGCUGGGGGAGGAGGAGGAGGAACUCAGAGAUGGAGGCAGUGAGGGCAGAUCCGAGGAGACCAGCCCCAUGGAGGACAGAGUCCCGGUGACCUGUAUGUGAGGAGGAGAAGCAGGGGCCCAGCUUCAUCCAGCAUCAACUAGUGCCUGGACUUGCCCACCUGAGGGGCCCCAAGGGCCUCCCCAGCUGCUGGCCAGACCCUGGCACAGCUCCAGCCCCAGCGCUGCCCACCUAGCCCUUUGGUUCCAGCCUAUGGACGGCCACUCAUCCCACAGGCUCUGCUGCCCACAUUGUGGCUGGACUGGACAGACAGCACGGGGCCUGGUGGGAAUAGCCACUGCCCUGCCCAAACGAACUGACUGAGGCAGGGACCGCUGGACCACAGUUUAUUUUUGUGUUUUGUACCCUGAGCCUGCACACUCCAGCCCGAAGGGCCUGAGACCCAGCAAGCAGGCCUGACAGUCGUCCUCCCUGGCUUGGGCCGCUCUUGGUGCCCACCUGUACCCCCACCUCGCCCACUGGGAAGCGUGCACUGAGUGUCACUUUGCUGCAGCUUGUUUGUUUCCAAUAAAAGUUUAUGUGACUUAAAAAAAAAAAAAAA